AUGAACGCCUUGGAUGCCUGCCUUCGAGGGAUUUCGAAUGUCAAGCGGCGCGUCUACCAGUAUCCAUCGCAGCACAGCAUGUCAGUCCUCAAGGGUGGUGCCGUCUUCACGGCCAUUGCCUCUCUCGCCGCCGUCGCGGUCCCGGCCUCGUCCGCCAGCGUCCCGACCAUCACGCCCGAGUACCUCGCGACGGCGGGCAACAACUCCCUCUUCACCCGCUGGAGGCCUCGCUCCCACUACCUCGCGCCGCACAGCUGGCUCAACGACCCCUGUGGCGCCGUCUACGACCCGGCCACGGAGACGUACCACCUACAGUACCAGUUCCACCCCAACCACGUCGGCUGGGGAAACAUUUCUUGGGGCCAUGCCGUCUCCAAGGACCUCUUCCACUGGACCGACGUCCACGACUGGCAGAACGACUCUUCCGUGUCGCUCGCCUCCGGCAAGUACGCUUCCGGCCCCCUCUCGCAGUUCACCGGCACUACGCAGCCCGUCAACAUUGAGGGCGCCAGCGAUGGCACGCUCUUGACCUUCGGCACCGGCAUCCACUACCUGCCCACCAACUGGAAGAAGCCGUACAUCACCGGCACCGAGGUGCAAGCCAUGUACACCUCCUCCGACGGAGGUUCCACCUGGGACGAAGUCGGCACCGUCAUCUCCGGCCCCCCAGAGGGCUGGAACGUUACCGGCUGGAGAGACCCCAGCUUCUUCCCCUCCACGGAGCUCGACAGCCUCCUUCAGGUCAGCGAGCCCCACUACUACAUGGUUCUCGGCUCCGGCCUCAAGACCGGCGACGUCCCCGCCGAGCUCCCCGGCGCCGCUCGCCCCGGCUUCAUCGGCCCCCGUAUCCCGCUCUAUUCCGCACCCUCCUCCAACUUGACCCAGUGGACCUUCCUCGGCGCCCUCUGGGAGCCCGUCGCCAACUCCUCCCUUGGCGUGCCCGACGUCACCGGAUCGUACGGCUACAACUUUGAGGUCAGCAGCUUCUUCGACUUGCCCGUCGGCGACUCGGACGAGAAGGCCUGGUUCGUCACCAUGGGCGCCGAGGGCGGCAACACCACGCAGCACUGGAAGGAGCAAUGGGCCCUCUGGAACCGUGGACAUGUCGCCCGCCGCGACAACGGCUCCGUCGAGUUCACGCCGACCUCGGGUGCCGCCCUGGACUGGGGUAUCUCCUACGCCCAGGCCACCUGGAAGGACACCCGCAACGACGACCGACGCGUCAUGUGGGGAUGGGCCAACGACGACAUCCUCGGCGACUACGCCUUCAACACGUCCAAGCAAAUGGGCUACCAGGGCUCCAUGAACCUCCCCGUCGAGCUCUACAUCAAGGAGACCAAGGGCGUGCAGAACUGCGGCACCCAGCAGGACGGAAGCACCUGCAUCGAGAGCUGCAACGGCCACACCGCCCAGACCCUCGGCAUGCGGCCCCUGCCCGACGUCCUCGCGCUCCUCCGCGACGGCGCCGAGACCCACGAGUUUGAAAUCGGUCGCCUCGCCAACACCACCAAAACCGCCGCCGCCGACCUCGGCACCUCCUACGAGCUGACCGCGACCCUCAGCGGCUUCAGCGGCUCGGCCGGCAUCAUCGUCGGCCAGAGCCCCGACUCGGCCGAGUACACCACCAUCAACUUUGACGCGGCGGCCUCGGAGAUUAGCGUCGUCCGCACGCACAGCAGUCUGCUGCCCAACUUCAACAACGCGACGUUUGUGGGCCACUUUGAGCCCUACCAGAUCCACGCAAAGGGCACCAACGCGACGGUGACGGAGGAUCUCCACUUCCACGUCGUGCUGGACAACUCGUUGCUCGAGAUCUGGGUCAAUGAGCGCUUCGCGCUGACGGCACGGAUUUACCCUUCGCGCAACGACAGCACCGGUCUGAGCUUCUUCGCUGCCGGCGAGGGCGGCGGGGCUACUUGGAAGGACGUCAAGGUCUGGAGCGGUCUUGCAAAGGCGUGGCCGGAGAGGCCGGAGGAUACGAGCGUUCCUUUGGUUUGGGAUACGGCUGAGCAGACGAAUAACUACACUUGGUGGGAUGGAUAUUAG
Messenger RNA from Colletotrichum orchidophilum, 2046 nucleotides. RefSeq lists its product as uncharacterized. The coding region runs from base 1 to 2046 and encodes 681 amino acids. The transcript has a single exon. Gene Ontology annotation, molecular function: sucrose alpha-glucosidase activity. Gene Ontology annotation, biological process: sucrose catabolic process. The record is from RefSeq and is a predicted model, not a curated record. Lineage: Eukaryota; Fungi; Ascomycota; Sordariomycetes; Glomerellales; Glomerellaceae.